GUUGUUGUGAGCCGCUCAUCUGUUUUCAGUUGAUCGGAGAAGCAACCAAGCGUCGAUUUGGGAGGGGAAUCACUUCCUUAUCAGUCGUACACUACGUGACUGAGUUCUUUCUUUGGGUGCCUGACUUUUGUUUGUUUCCUCAGAGGAAUCAUUCAUUUUCGUGGAACAAAGAACUGUCAAAUGUGGAAUAUUAUAUGUAUUGGCCUGCUGGCUGGCCUAAUCCCCCAGCCAAGCUUCAGCACCACUCCAUUCGAGUUUCCAGAAGCCAGCCAUGUUUUUAGUCCCAAUGUUAAGAGAAUCUUAGACGGUCUUUCAUUGAAUCAAUGGCAAGGAUUUGUAAAUUCUGGACUAGAUUCUAUCAACAGACAAAAAAGACUGGAGGAAAAUCUGGUAAACUCUGCAAUCACGGUCCAAAACGGCAGCGUCUCCCAUGCCCAAUUGUUGGACACACUACCUAAUAAGAAAUCCAAUGAGGACAGCGAUGUGGCUCUGAAAAUUCUCAAAUCCAGCCUUUUCGUAUAUAACUCCCAGUGUGCUCCAAAUGCAAUAAGUGGCGAAGAGUGUCGUCGGUAUUUGGAAACGAAGCCAUUGCCGCCAGGAAGCCUCAAGGGGCAGUGUGAGAACUUGUUGCAGAGCCGUCGUGACGGUCAUUACGCUUUUCGAAGAUUGCUCGAUCGUCACUACAAGAAUGGAUUCCAUAAGAUGUAUGAUGACGACGACUUGCCUGGAGCUUGGCCCAUUAGUAUGGCAUUGUAUGAACAUGUGCCUGGAAGUGUCCCGCCGGAAGAUCAAAACGAAAGCCCCAACCUUUGCCUUGUUCAAUGGGCACAAUUCAUUGAGCAUGACCUCAGCAAACCAGUCUCACAAUCAAUGACCAUCGGAUCACCAAUAGAGUGUUGUAAUAGUGACCAAAAUAAGCUACAGCCCAGAUACCAUCAUCCCGUAUGUGCGCCAAUUUUAUCCAAACAAAUUGGGAAAUUUGGUAGGCCAAAUUGUCUUAACUAUGUGAGAAGUGCCUUGGCAGUGGAUAAUUGUAAUUUCGGAGCCGCCGAGCAGCUUAAUCAAGCCACUGGAUAUUUGGAUCUGUCCCAGUUAUAUGGCUUUACCAUAGCGGCGGAAAGAAAAAUGCGUUCCUUCAAAUAUGGCUUACUAAAGGCCAGAUCGAAUGGCUCCCAUCUUAAUGAUUUGCUGCCAAUGACCGCAGAUAUCGAUAACGAUGGACAGAAACAUACCUUUUGCACCUGGACUGAUAGCGGCAAUUCAACAUGCUUUGCUGCAGGCGAUUCACGUGUCAAUAGCAAUCCAUACUCAAUUCUCAUAUACACGGUCUUUAUGAGGAAUCAUAAUCGAAUUGCUGCAGAGCUGCGUGCCCGAAAUAAUGGCUGGAGUGACGAACAGCUCUUCCAAACGGCCAAGGCCAUCAAUGUGGAUAUUUAUCGACGUGUUGUUAUGGAUGAGUGGUUGCCAGAAGUUCUGGGUGAGCGUCUUGCCAACGCAGUGAGGGCGGCCCCGCCAUUAUCCACUCGACAACGGCCACCUGAAGUGUCCAAUGAGUUUGCUGUGGCUGCCAUUCGUUUCUAUUACUCAAUGCUCCCCAACGCAGUGCUCAAUGUAGCUACUGAAAAUGAUAAUGAUUUUCCCAGUAGUGUUCAGCCACAAACGAAUCUAUUCGUACUUGAGGAUGAAAUUUAUAAGCCCCAAUUGCAAUACACUGCCCAAAAACUCGAUGAAAUACUGCAAAGCCUUCUCAAUCAAAGAGCGAUGAAAAUGGAUGCCUCGUAUGUGGGUUCUAUUACUUGGCCUGAGAAUUCAAAGCCUGGACAUGCCGAUACGUUGGCUUUUGAUAUUCAAAGAGGAAGAGAUCAUGGUCUGCAGCCAUAUUACAAGUAUCUGGAAGUUUGCAGCAAUCUAACUCAAGUUACAAGUUGGAAUGAUUUGGCAGCAGUUAUUCCCAAAAACGUUUUAGUUAAACUGCAAAAUGUCUAUCAGAGCUGGAGUGAUGUGGAUCUUAUUGUGGGCGGCAUUGCUGAGCACACUGUUGAAGGAACGAUUGGACCUACCUUUAGUUGCAUUCUAUCUGAACAAUUUGCCAAAAUACAUCAACGCCAUCAGCUAGACAGAACCACAUUGUACUCCUCACUUCUGGACUCUUAUCGCCAUAUAGAUGGCACGAAACUCUUGUGCUUAAAUUCGGAACUUAAGUCUGUGCCAAAGAACAUCUUCAAGUUACCAACGAAAGGAAAUCGCCUUGUUGGUUGUGACGGUGUCGUAUAAUUAUUUUACCAAGCGCCUUCUGAUAUGUGAAGAACACAAUUAAUGUUUUUAGAUUAAGUUCCAAAUACCAAAAAAUAAAUUCGAGAAUUUUAACAAUAUAA
Messenger RNA from Drosophila willistoni, 2375 nucleotides. Its product is annotated as peroxidase. Bases 181 to 2274 code for a protein of 697 amino acids. NCBI's taxonomy places the organism in Eukaryota, Metazoa, Arthropoda, Insecta, Diptera, Drosophilidae. Gene Ontology annotation, molecular function: peroxidase activity; heme binding. The transcript has 11 exons. Gene Ontology annotation, biological process: response to oxidative stress. The record is from RefSeq and is a predicted model, not a curated record.